UCUGCCCUGCUCUCCGCUCAUCGCCGGUGCCUCCGGUGACAAAAUGACCCGGCGGAGCGGAGGGACACGGGGCUGAAUCGCUGUGGCGGGCACGGAGCGGAGCAGCCGGGGAUGCGGCCGGAGGAUGCGGCAGGAAAGGAUGGGGAUGUCCAGGAGCUGCCAGCCUAGGAAGAGGAGCAAGGAGGCUGAGAAGCACAAGACACAGGAGCCAUGUCCUCGCGCGGCCGCUGCGCCAGGCUGCUCCCCUCCGAGCUGAACAAGGUGUGCCCCGAGAGAGGAGAUGAGCCUGCCACGCACCCCAGGAAGAUGAGCGACUUCGAGGUGGUCCCCAACCUGCAGCAGAGCAGCAGCAGUGUCUCAAGGAGCAGGAGGAAGGCUCAUUUCCCCGCUGGCAGCAAUGAAAAGGAAAACCUCAUCUCCUGGAUUCCUGAAAACAUCCGAAAGAAGGAAUGCACCUAUUUUGUGGAAAGCUCCCAGACAUCAGAUUCUGGGAGGAUCGUUUGUGAGUGUGGCUAUCUCAGGGAACAGCACCUGGAUGAUGCUGCCAAGCCUCCCAUCUUCCUGGGGAAGGAAUGGGACCCCAGCAGGCACAUCCAGGAAAUGCCAACGGAUGCCUUCGGUGAUAUCCGCUUCACAGGGCUGGGACAGAAGACAGGGAAGUACGUGCGUGUCUCCUCGGAUACCCCCCCACGGGUCAUCUACCACCUCAUGACACAGCACUGGGGCCUCGACCCCCCCAACCUGCUCAUCUCAGUCACCGGGGGAGCCAAAAACUUCGUCAUGAAGCCAAGGCUGAAGAACAUCUUCCGGCAAGGGCUAGUCAAGGUGGCCCAGACCACAGGUGCCUGGAUCAUCACAGGGGGGUCCCACGCUGGUGUGAUGAAACAGGUGGGAGAGGCAGUGCGAGACUUCAUCCUGAGCUGCAGCCACAAGGAGGGCGAGAUUGUCACCAUUGGCAUUGCCACCUGGGGGACCGUCUACAACCGGGAGAGCCUCGUCUGCCCCAUGGGGGGCUUUCCUGCUGAAUACGUGCUGGAUGAGGAGAACCAAGGCAGCCUGUCCUGCCUGGACAGCAACCACUCCCACUUCAUCCUGGUGGAUGACGGGACCCACGGGAGGUACGGGGUGGAAAUCCCCCUGAGGACCAGGCUGGAGAAGUUCAUUUCAGAGCAGACCAAGGUGAAAGGAGGUGUUGCCAUCAAGAUCCCCAUCGUGUGUGUGGUGCUGGAAGGAGGCCCUGGGACUCUUGAUACCAUCUACAAUGCCAUCACCCACGGGACCCCCUGUGUGAUCGUGGAGGGGUCCGGGCGCGUGGCCGAUGUCAUCGCGCAGGUGGCCAACCUGCCCGUGGCCCAGAUAACCAUUGCCCUGAUCCAGAGGAAACUCAGUGUCCUCUUCCAUGACACCUACGAGCUCUUCACUGAGAGCAAACUGGUGGAGUGGACCAAGAAGAUCCAAGACAUAGUGCGGAGCCGGCAGCUCCUGACCAUCUUCAGAGAGGGCAAAUAUGGCCAGCAGGAUGUGGAUGUGGCCAUCCUCCAGGCCCUCUUCAAAGCAUCCCGAAACCAGGACCACUUUGGUCGGGAGAACUGGGACCACCAGCUGAAGUUGGCCGUGGCCUGGAACAGGGUGGACAUUGCCCGAAGUGAGAUCUUCACAGAUGACCAUGACUGGAAGCCCUCAGAUCUCCACCCCGUGAUGGCAGCUGCCCUGAUCUCCAACAAGCCCGAAUUUGUGAAGCUGUUCCUGGAGCAGGGAGUGCGUCUCAAGGAUUUUGUCACCUGGGACACCCUGGUUUACCUCUACGACAACCUGGCGCCGUCCUGCCUGUUCCACAGCAAGCUGCAGAAGGUGCUGCUGGAGGAGAGGGAGCACACGGCCGGCUCCAAAACGCCGAGGCUGCAGAUGCACCACGUCUCGCAGGUGCUGCGGGAGCUGCUGGGCUGCUCCACGCAGCCGCUGUACCCCAAGCCCAAGCACACGGAGCGGCCCCGGCUCUCCAUCCCCGUGCCGCACAUCAAGCUGAACGUGCAGGGGUCGAGCCUCCGCUCCCUCUACAAGCGCUCUCCUGGCCGAGUCACCUUCACCAUGGACCCCGUCCGGGACCUGCUCAUCUGGGCCGUGGUGCAGAACCGCAGGGAGCUGGCAGAAAUCAUCUGGGCCCAGAGCCAGGACUGCAUGGCAGCUGCACUGGCUUGCAGCAAAAUCCUGAAGGAGCUGGCCAAGGAGGAGGAGGACACAGACACCACCGAUGACAUGCUGGCCCUGGCCGAGGAGUACGAGCACAAGGCAAUUGGUGUGUUCACAGACUGCUACCGCAAGGAUGAAGAGAGAGCCCAGAAGCUUCUCACCCGUGUCUCCGAGGCCUGGGGGAAGACAACCUGUCUGCAGCUGGCGUUGGAGGCCAAGAGCAUGAAUUUUGUGUCCCAUGGGGGUGUCCAGGCUUUUCUAACCAAGGUCUGGUGGGGGAAGCUGUCUGUGGACAACGGCCUUUGGCGGGUGAUCACGUGCAUGCUCUUCUUCCCCUUGCUCUACACCAACCUCAUCACCUUCAGGUAUUCUGGCAGCUGGGACACUCUUGUGCUGAGGCAGGGCUUCCUCCAGCCUCCCCCUGCAGCUGGCUGGGCUGGGGGACGCUGCUGUGGCAUCUCCUGGGCAGCCCAGCCCAGCCCAACCCACUCCUCCACCCCCACUCCCAGCAGGGAGAAGAGGCUGCAGCCCAUGGGCUGCCUGGCACGCCUCCGAGCCUUCUUCACAGCGCCCGUCGUCAUCUUCCUCAUGAACACCCUCUCCUACUUCACCUUCCUCCUGCUCUUCGCCUACGUGCUGAUGGUUGACUUCCAGCCCACGCCCUCCUGGCGGGAAUACCUCAUCUACUUCUGGCUCUUCUCCCUGGUGUGCGAGGAGACCCGCCAGCUGUUGUAUGAUCCAGAUGGACUCGGGGUUGUGAAAAUGGCUUCCCUGUACAUCAAGGACUUCUGGAAUAAGCUGGAUAUCUGUGCCAUCCUGGUCUUUAUUGCAGGGCUGACUUGCAGGCUGAUCCCAUCGACAUUAUACCCCGGGCGCAUCAUACUGUCCCUGGCUUUCAUCAUCUUCUGCCUGCGCCUGAUGCACAUUUUCACAGUCAGUAGAACCCUGGGGCCCAAGAUCAUCAUUGUGAAGCGCAUGAUGAAGGAUGUCUUCUUCUUCCUCUUCCUGCUGGCAGUGUGGGUGGUGUCCUUUGGGGUGGCCAAGCAGGCUAUCCUGAUCCACAACGAGGAACGUGUGGAGUGGCUUUUCCGUGGCGUGGUCUACCAUUCCUACCUGACCAUCUUCGGGCAGAUUCCCUCCUACAUCGACGGGGUCAACUUCAACAUCGACCAGUGCAGCCCCAACGGGACUGACCCCUACAAGCCCAAGUGCCCGGAGACAAACGGGGACAACAAGACACCCAUCUUCCCAGAGUGGCUGACGGUCAUCCUGCUGUGCCUGUACCUGCUCUUCACCAACAUCCUCCUCCUCAACCUCCUCAUUGCCAUGUUCAACUACACCUUCCAGCAGGUGCAGGAGCACACGGACCAGAUCUGGAAGUUCCAGAGGCACGACCUGAUCCAGGAGUACCACGGCCGCCCUCCAGCGCCCCCGCCCCUCAUCCUGCUCAGCCACCUGCAGCUCCUGCUGCGCCGGGGCUUGCUGCGCCAGCCAGCCACGCACCACAAGCUCAAGGAGAAGCUGGAGAAGAACGAAGAAGCUGCCCUGCUCUCGUGGGAGAUGUACCUGAAGGAGAGCUACCUGCAGCACCAGCAGUGCCAGGAGAAGCAGAACACGGAGCAGAUGAUCCGGGACAUUGCACAGAGGGUUGAUGUGCUGGCAGAGCUGCUGGACUUGGACAGGGUGAAGAGGACGGGGGUAGUGGAGCAAAGACUGGGCUCUCUGGAGGAUCAGGUGCAUCAGAGUGCCCAGGCCCUGCGGUGGAUGAUGCAGGCACUGCGGGGCAAUGGCUUCAGCUCGGGAGAGGAUGUGCCACCCAUUGGCUCCUCCAAAGCCCUGGACACCAAGGAGAUUGCCCUGGAGGGGAGACCCGAGGAGAGCCAGCCCCCGUGCCACGUGCUUGCCCGAAACCUCCUGUAUCCAGGGUCUCACACUCUCCGCUUCCCUGUGCCCGAUGAGAAGGUGCCCUGGGAGGUGGAUUUCCCGCUCUACGACCCCCCUGCCUACUCGGCUGAGCACAAGGACAUGGCUGUGCAGGAUCCCUUCAGCCUCUCCUUGGAGUCUCUCCUGAAGAUCAACUACAACACCAUGGACGGGCUGAUCGACCGGCAGAGCUUCCACGGGCUGUACGCCGUGCAGGACGGGCUGCCCCUGAACCCCAUGGGCAGGACGGGGCUGCGAGGCCGUGGGAGGCUGCACUGCUUUGGGCCCAACCAUGCCCUGCACCCCGUGGUGACCCGCUGGAGGAGGAACUUGGAUGGGUCCAUAAUAAGGAAGAGCCUGAAGAAGAUGCUGGAAGUCCUGGUGGCCCAAUACCCCUUGUCAGAUGUCUGGGCUCUGCCUGGGGGCUCACUGGAGCCAGGUGAGACGCUGCCACUGAAGCUCAAGUGGAUCCUGCGCCGGGAGUUCUGGCCCCAGUUCCAGAACCUGCUGAAGCAAGGCACUGAGGUGCACAGGGGGUACCUGGACGACCCACGGAACACGGAUAACGCCUGGGUGGAGACGGUGGCCAUCAGCGUGCACUUCGACUCCCAGAACGAUGUGGAGAUGAAGCGGCUGAACUCGUUCCUCCAGGGCUGUGACCCGGAGCUGUGCAUCCGCUGGCAGGUGCUGGACAAGAGGAUCCCCCUGCACGCCAACCACAAGGAGCUCCUGCACAAGGUCUCAACCCUCCUCGGUGCCUACUACUGAGGCCUCGUGCACAGGGCUCCUGGCUGGAGCUGCAGCUCCACCCCAGCUUGCCUGGGAGGGCACGGGAGCUGCUGGAGCUGAGGUGCUCUGGGUGCCUCUGUGAAUGUAUGUUGCAGGUCUCUGGGAGGAAAAGUGUCCCCUCCCUGAGGGCACUGCCUGGGCAGUGCAUCCCAGCCACCUGAGCCACCAAGUUCAGCCCCAGCUCGUGUCUUGGUGCUUCCACAUCAGCCCACAGUACUAGCCCAGAGCUUGGGGCACACAGAGCCACGGGGCUUGUCCUGUGAGGUGGUCCUUCUGCCCACUCCAACCUGCUCCUGGCUUUGGGGUGGCCACGGGGGGCUCGCCAGUCCCAGCUACCCCUCCUCCAGAACAGCCAUCACUGCUCCCUGCUCCUGCCCUACUGCCACAGAUCCCAAAGGAUUGCUCUGGAGAAGGCCUGGAGUCACUGCUGUGGUGGCUGCACCCACACCUCUGGUUGCCUCAGAGCCAACAACAUGGUCCUGAGCUGUGAGCCAGCACUUGUGAGGGUGUGAGCAGCUCUUGCCUUGUACACCUAUGGUUUCAUAGCCCUGCACAGGCCCACCUGCCAUGCCCCAAACUGUGUGUGAUCCUGCUUGUGUAUGCUGAGCACUGGCUUGUAGCUAAACUUCCCUCCUCUCUCUGAGCCAAAGCCCCAGCUAAAUGUCAUCUGCCUGUCCCCACCCCUUGUGCACAUGGAUGGGAAGUGGCAGCUUGCUGGGACACAGGUGCUCUGUGGUUCCUUGGGCAGGUAGGGACAGGAGAGGGGACAUCUGUGUGUCAAUCCCAGACAUCCCUGCUCCUAAAGGGUCUUUCACUCACAUUUUCUGUUGCCGGCCAUGAGGAGAACAAGGCACAGUGGAUACAUUUUUUUGAUCAUCCAGAUGAGCCCCACGGUGGUAUGUUAUGCCUGGGACUGCUCAGGAAGGGAUUUUGGUCCCCCACCUCCUCCCUGUGGAUCAGACACUGGCCAACCAAGGCUGCUCAUCCCACCCUGGUGGCCACCAGGGCACAACUGCAGUUUCACCAGUUCUGCAUGGGGGUUUGGCAAG
Messenger RNA from Haemorhous mexicanus (house finch), 5951 nucleotides. RefSeq names its product transient receptor potential cation channel subfamily M member 2-like. The record is from RefSeq and is a predicted model, not a curated record. NCBI's taxonomy places the organism in Eukaryota, Metazoa, Chordata, Aves, Passeriformes, Fringillidae. Gene Ontology annotation, biological process: calcium ion transmembrane transport. Gene Ontology annotation, molecular function: ligand-gated calcium channel activity. Gene Ontology annotation, cellular component: membrane.